AUGUCAACCAGCACGUUUGCAACCUCGGCCCGCGCGCUCCAGCACAUCAUUUCAACAGCCGGUGCCUCCCGCAGAGCGGCCACGAGCCCUCGCCGUCCGUCGUCUCUAGGCUUCGCCGGCCGAGGAGGCGCGCUGCUGCAGGUUCCGAGCGUCCUUAUUAGGUCCUCCCGCUGCAAGCUGGACGUCUCCGCGGCGGCCGUCUACAUGGUGAAGCUGGUGACCCCGGGAGGGCGGGAGUACGAGCUCGAGGCGCCGGACGACGCCUACAUCCUCGACACGGCCGAGAGCGCCGGCGUGGAGCUGCCGUGCGCGUGCCGCGCCGGGGCGUGCUACAAAUGCGCCGGCAAGGUUGAGGCCGGCACGGUCCACCGGGCGGACGGCUCGCUCCUCCACGGCAGGCUGCAGGAGGAAGGCUACGUGCUCAUCUGCGUGUCGUGCCCCAGGUCCGACUGCGUCAUACAUACCCACAAGGAGGACGACCUUUGGUGACAGCCACUGGCGAUAGAUUGUUAGGCUCCAUCUUUGGUGCUUGAACCAGCAAAAUAAAUCUAAUCUAAUCUCUA
Triticum dicoccoides is the source of this 563-nucleotide messenger RNA. Its product is annotated as ferredoxin, root R-B1-like. The transcript has a single exon. Lineage: Eukaryota; Viridiplantae; Streptophyta; Magnoliopsida; Poales; Poaceae. The record is from RefSeq and is a predicted model, not a curated record. Bases 1 to 489 code for a protein of 162 amino acids. Gene Ontology annotation, molecular function: electron transfer activity; 2 iron, 2 sulfur cluster binding. Gene Ontology annotation, biological process: electron transport chain.